AUCACCAUGGAGCUCAACAGCUGGGUCAUUUUUGUUUGGCUUUUCACUUUUGGAUGUAUUGUUUGUUAUGACCAUGAUCAUGACUACGGUGGAAUACCAUUGUCCUUUGACCAUUUGGCUGGGGAGCCCAGUGUCUACUCACUCAAAGACAGGAGCUACUCUAGUUGGUACAGACGAACAGGAAGUGAUGACUGCCCAUUAGAGUGUGACUGCCCUGUCCACUGGCCCACUGCAGUAUACUGUGACCAUAAUAAGUUAAAAGAGAUGCCAAGGAAACUGCCACCAAGAACUGUUUAUCUAUAUCUUCAGAACAACCAAAUUAAGCAUCUUCCUCAGAAUGUCUUUAGCAAUGCCACUCGGAUUCAUUGGUUGAUUCUAGAUAAGAAUGAAAUUGCCAAUGAUGGCAUAAGUGUGAAUGUUUUCUCUGGCAUAAGGCUUAUAGGUCUGCUAAUGAAUAAUAAUAAAUUGACAGAAAUUCCCAUAGGCUUACCUAAGAGCCUGAAACAGCUAAGACUAUCUUAUAACCAAAUUGAGAAAAUCUCCGAUGAAUCACUUGCAAACUUCACAAACUUGCAGAUGUUGCUUCUCCAGGGCAACAGGCUACAGGCUAUUGAAAAUGGGCGAUUAAGUGGUCUGAUAUCCAUAAUUCACCUGGAUCUUAGCCAUAAUCAACUCUCUGCUUUUCCUCAAGGCCUCCCGUCUUCUAUCCAAAUGUUGUAUCUCUCAAAUAAUUCUCUGAGAUCUCUCCCAUCCAAAUCUUUUAACCAUUUUGACAAACUGAGAUACCUGAGGAUUGCCCAUAACAAGCUAACAAGUCUAAAGCUACCACCAGCUAUCUUCAAUGUGACUUCUCUUGUUGAGCUCGAUCUUUCCUACAAUGAACUCACCUCUAUUCCAGAAGUACAUCGAAACUUACAGUACCUAUACCUUGAAGCCAAUCUGAUUAAAGCAUUUAAUAUCACAAGCUUCUGUAGAAGAAUAUCUUCAAUUGAAUACUCAAGAAUUCAGAUCUUGCGCUUGGAUGGAAACAAGAUGACCUACAGUGACCUUCCCUCUGACUGGGGACUCUGUCUCAGGAUUCUGAGGCACAUCUAUAUUUAGCCGGUACAAAAUAAACUGCAUGCCCCUUCUAAAGCCCAUGUCACCAGCUCCUCUAAUUUAAUGUGCUUACUAAAUGGCUGCUGGAUCUCUUGCAUCUUGGUUUGCUUUAUAUUUUUAUUACAUUACAAAAAAGAGAAAAUAUUACCUCAGUUGCAUUUGCAGAGGGUGCACCCAUCAAGAACUAAGUGAACAUAGCUAUAUAUGGUUCAAAAAGAAUAGAUGGAUUGGUCCCAAUACAUACUUCACAGAACCUCAUGAUAUCUUGGAAUUCUUACUUAUUUGAAGCUACACUCCACCAUUUUAUUAAUAUCCAUGUUCAUGAUGAAUUGCCUCAUCUCAAUACCUGAUAAGUAUCACAGCUACUUGAGAUACUUGUUCAUGAGAACACUGACCCAACUGACCACUUCUCUUAGAUAGCUUAGCCUAUUAAGUGAGCAAGUCUCACAUCAGCUCUCUUCCCCGAACCCCAUUCUCUAACUAAAUGCUUGUACUAACUCACCUUAUGGCUUUCUCUGUCCUACUGCUAUACACACAUCCUCAUAAAGUGAAACAAAUACAUCAGCCUUACCCAUAAACAUUAAGCAGUUCCAAUACCCUGUAGCAAAUUAUUCCUGGGUUUUCUGUCACCUCCAUCAACAUUAGCUACUAAAAAAGUAACUGUAUUGUGGACAUGACAGCUAUAUAAUAUCUGCUACAUCCUCAUCUGAAAAUUACCUAGAAUCCCUUCAGUGUAGACAUACAUCAUCACUUCUGUCAAUUAAUUUCAUUUCUGUACCCAAAGGUCCAUAUGAACUUUCUCCCUAGAACAAUAUACCCCCCCAAAAAAAAAUGUAUAUAGUUCUUUUACCACUCUUAGCCAAGAUAUACACCCAGUCUCUUGUCAUAUUACUAACAUGACAUUAUAUUCUCAUAGCAGGAGAGAAGGGUCCCAACAAAAAUUAAUUUAUUUAUACAGAGGUAUAUGGACACAUUGCUUUUAAAAGACAGAUUCCCACACUUAUAAGCCUUCUCCAGUUAAGCUGUUACAGUUCCUUCCAUAAUCUUGGCAUCCAUAUUAUAGAGUUGAAUAGGGAAAUCAUUUUCCAAUCCCCCCACACCUCCUUUCCCUAAGGGAAUUACUACUAUUGUUCCCUGCAUUAUAUGUAAAGGAUGCCUUUAUAGCAUCUCUCUUACAGAUUUUAUUGUAUUUGUGACUUCUAACUCAAUUUUAUCAAAGGUGCAUAUAUAUGUAGAAAAAAAACAUCUGGCUACACAUCUUUGACUUCUUUAAGGAACCUGAUUGUAGUAAUACAUCUGCCAUAUUGUUUUCUUGAAAUAUUUCAAAAUCAGUAUCACUCACCACUUUGCCUUUACAAUGUUUUCCCUAGUUUCAGUAUCUUCCAAUACACCCCUUUUGUAUAACUUCCCAUAAAGCAUGGCAAAUCCAUGCCUUAUUCUCUUACUUGAUGCUCUCACUGCCUGUCAGCCAAUUUAUGUGCCCUUACUCGAGUAACAUUCUACACAACAAUAUCACCCUUAUCCCACCGUAUCACGUCUCUCCACCCUACUUUUGUCUCCAUUUUGCAAUCCCUCACAUUCCUAAUCUUUUA
Messenger RNA from Protopterus annectens (West African lungfish), 2690 nucleotides. Its product is annotated as lumican-like. NCBI's taxonomy places the organism in Eukaryota, Metazoa, Chordata, Ceratodontiformes, Protopteridae. The record is from RefSeq and is a predicted model, not a curated record. Gene Ontology annotation, molecular function: protein binding. The coding region runs from base 7 to 1101 and encodes 364 amino acids. The transcript is spliced from 3 exons.